Molecule: messenger RNA, 1611 nt
Organism: Peronospora belbahrii
Lineage: Eukaryota; Oomycota; Peronosporomycetes; Peronosporales; Peronosporaceae
Source: the annotation of a GenBank genome assembly
AUGCGAAUCACUGUUGCAAUCGUAACCACUUUACUGGGGCUUUUGCAGCUGACGAUCUCUUCCGAGAAGUCCCAAGUUCAAAUAGGAUUGACGAAUGCGCCGUCAGUGAAACUUCAUGUUAAGUCAAAACGAAGGGCAGUGACAUUACAUGGAAAAACAGAGUUUGACAUUUACGCUACUCCUGUGGUAUCACCAAAUGGCACUAGCAUGUAUUACAAUAGCUACGCAAAGUUCAUUGAUGAAGACUCGGAAUUCAUCUAUACCAUAAUUGACGGUGCCUUUUACUUGACAACCAAAGACGCUAGUAACACUCCGACGGUUCAAUGUCUAUCUUCCAGCAUACUGCCAUUCCAUGAGAUCCUGCCAGCUCUCAAUGAUGUUACUUCAAUUCCAAGCGCAUCCAUUGGUAACGAUUUUGUGGAGUGUACACGUGGAAACUUGUUUGAAACGUCGUUUCUCAGUGUUCAGUAUGCCAUUUGUGCGUCGGGUAAAGCUGGUUUCACUGUACACGGUAGUGAUUUGGAAAUUUCUGUGGCUUAUCUCGAUGAACCAGUCCGCAUACAAAAGCCUGAGCUAGCCGAUGAAUCUAAUUUGUGUGAGCCCAUUGAAAUGGCCACAUCGAUAUCGCCUACAGCUUUAGCGUUAAUCACUGGAGACACAGUUCGUACGAGUGUUUCCAGAAGGUUGAAAUUCAAAUGGCCAUGGGAGAAAAAGUUUCACUUGGACAUGAAGCCGUCAGAGUGCAACAAAUGCCUACAUACCCCGCGUCCUUGUAUUUUCUUUCAUGGUUUGGGGAAUGGUAGAGAAGAAGCUGAAUUGCAGGAUACGCCUAAAUUGAUCUCGACACAAUAUGGAGAUAUGCGUGGGCACGGUCCUUGUUGCUCCACGCUCAAAUAUGCCGUACUUAACACAAACGAUUUUGGAUGGACAAACGACACACUACAACAGAAAUUCUGUGACCAUAUGUAUACGAUGAGUCCCACAAGCAACAAAACCAACAAAAUAGUUAGGGAUACAAUUGUCGUGACGCACUCAAUGGGCGGACUUGUGUUAUCCGCUGCAAUUGCCAGUGGGAAGUGUAAAUUGGCAAACACGGCAUCGUGGGUAGUGCUUAGUCCACCGAUGGCCGGUAGUAUGGCUUCAGAUUUUGUCGUGGAUGCCUGCGACAAGGGUACGCCCGACUUUGCUGUGAAUCUCUUGGAAUUAGUUGGUCAGUGUCCAGUAACGGUCGCACGCCAAACAACAUUUCGUCUGGGUGGAAGGUAUAUCACUCCAUCCCUAGAAGCAGCGUAUCUAGCAGCGCAAAAAGCAUUCCGCAAAAAUGCGUUUGCGGUGCUUUGCAGUGACUACUUUCUUGGUCUUGUUUCAAGGCUCCAAGCUCUCUGCGUCCUUGCAGGUACAGUAAUACCUCACAGAUCAUUGAAAAACGAUGGGCUAGUAGAGUUUGAAAGCUGUCUGGGUGGUCUUGACAGUAGUAUGUUUGGUGACAAUUACAUGGACACAUACUAUAGAGCUCAAGUGAAUCACGGCGACUCAGCAUUUUUGGCGGCCGAUAGUUGGUUGUCUGACGCACAAAAACCGCAUAAAUGGUUCGAGUGUCUACCAUUGUAA